Messenger RNA from Vigna umbellata (rice bean), 2261 nucleotides. The record is from RefSeq and is a predicted model, not a curated record. Lineage: Eukaryota; Viridiplantae; Streptophyta; Magnoliopsida; Fabales; Fabaceae.
GUUUAUUUUAUUUUAUUUUUUAAUUUGGAGACUUGUGGAGACGUGAACAUAGUUUUAUGCUUGAUUUUGCAGAUUAUCACCUUAAGCGCUUCAGCUAAUAAGUUGUCAAAGUUACAAGAACGUGCAGAGGAAUAUGCUGCCCUUAUCAUGGAGGAGCUGGAUCCGGACAACUUUGGAUACAUUGAGUUGUACAACUUGGAAACGCUGCUUCUGCAAGCGCCAGCACAAUCAACCCACAUAACCACGGAUAGUAGGGUGCUGAGCCAAAUGCUGAGCCAGAGAUUAGUCCCUACGAAAGAGUACAACCCCGUCAAACGUGGAUUUAGGGCGGUGUCAUACUUCGUGCAGGACAAUUGGAAACGCCUUUGGGUCAUAGCCUUGUGGCUUUCCAUUUGCGCUGGUCUAUUCACUUGGAAGUUCAUCCAAUACAAGCACCGCGCGGUGUUCCAUGUCAUGGGCUACUGUGUCACAGUGGCUAAGGGGGGCGCAGAAACAACCAAGUUCAACAUGGCCUUGAUCUUGUUGCCUGUAUGCAGAAACACCAUCACUUGGCUCAGAAGCAGGACCAAACUAGGAGCAAUAAUUCCCUUUGAUGACAACAUCAACUUUCACAAGGUUGUAGCCUUCGGCAUUGCAAUUGGUGUAGGAUUGCAUGCGAUUUCACAUCUCACGUGCGAUUUCCCAAGGUUGUUGCAUGCCACGGACGCAGAAUACGAGCCCAUGAAGCCAUUUUUUGGGGAUGAUAGACCCAAUAACUAUUGGUGGUUUGUGAAAGGAACUGAGGGAUGGACUGGGGUGUUGAUGGUGGUGCUUAUGGCUAUAGCUUUCAUUUUGGCACAACCAUGGUUCCGAAGGAACAGGCUAAAUCUCCCUAAAUCCCUCAAGAAGCUCACCGGUUUCAAUGCCUUUUGGUACUCCCACCACCUUUUUGUAAUCGUCUAUGUGCUUUUCAUCAUUCACGGAUACUUCCUAUACCUUAGCAAAAAAUGGUACAAGAAAACGACAUGGAUGUAUCUCGCCGUUCCCAUGAUACUAUACGGAUGCGAAAGGCUACUUCGCGCGUUUAGAUCUCGCCACAAAUCUGUGAGAAUUCUCAAGGUUGCUGUGUACCCAGGAAAUGUUCUAGCAUUGCAUGUGUCUAAACCACAAGGAUUUAAGUACUCUAGUGGACAGUAUAUAUAUGUUAACUGUUCAGAUGUUUCCCCAUUUGAAUGGCAUCCCUUUUCUAUUACAUCAGCUCCGGGAGAUGACUACGUGAGUGUUCACAUUCGAACUUUAGGUGAUUGGACAUCACAACUGAAAGCUGUUUUCGCCAAGGCAUGUCAACCAGCAAACGAUGGCCAAAGUGGUCUUCUACGAGCUGAUAUGCUACAAGGCAACAACAAACCAAGGAUGCCAAGGCUAUUAAUUGAUGGACCAUACGGAGCUCCGGCACAAGACUACAAAAACUAUGACGUGAUCCUUCUUGUGGGGCUUGGAAUCGGUGCCACCCCUUUGAUCAGCAUACUGAAAGACGUGCUAAACAAUAUCAAGCAAAAUCAAGACGUAGAAGAAGGAGUGGUGGAAAGUGGCGUUAAGGACAACAAGAGAAAAGCUUUUGCCACGAAGCGAGCUUAUUUCUACUGGGUUACCCGUGAGGAAGGUUCCUUUGAAUGGUUUAAAGGGGUGAUGAAUGAGGUGGCAGAGAAUGACAAGGAAGGAGUCAUUGAGCUUCACAAUUACUGCACAAGUGUAUACGAAGAAGGAGACGCUCGGUCAGCUUUGAUCACUAUGCUUCAAUCCCUUCACCAUGCCAAAAGUGGUGUGGAUAUAGUAUCGGGAACAAGGGUAAAGACGCAUUUUGCAAGACCAAACUGGCGCAAUGUCUUUAAACAUACAGCCCUCAAACACCCUGACAAAAGAGUUGGUGUUUUUUACUGUGGGGCGCAUGGAUUGGUUGGGGAACUGAAAAGGCUUUCUCUGGACUUUUCCAGGAAAACCAGCACCAAGUUCGAUUUUCACAAAGAAAAUUUUUAGAUUCUUUUCACUUAUGUUGAUAUUGUUUUUUGGUAAAUGUAUUCAUAUAUAGAUUAUAGUUGGAUUAUUUUUUGUUGUAGCGGUGGUAUAUAGCUAGCUGCAUUAUGAUACAUGGAAUUUACAUGUAUCUAGAAGUUGUAUUUUCUUUUUAAGUAGUGUGUAGUCCUGAUAUGUUGGUCUUUCAUACUAUCACUUCAAAUGGUUACUGUAAUUGUUUUGUAAUAUAAGCCAAACUUCUUAGUUUA